UCCCUCGCCGGCAUCCAGCAUGUCAGCCGUGGUCUUGGAGACCCGAGGCUUGGGCAGAAAACUCUCCGACUUUGGACAGGAAACAAGCUACAUUGAAGAAAACUCCAAUCAGAAUGGUGCCAUAUCCCUGAUCUUCUCUCUCAAAGAAGAAGUUGGUGCCCUGGCCAAAGUCUUGCGCUUAUUUGAGGAGAAUGACAUCAACUUGACCCAUAUCGAAUCCAGACCUUCCCGCUUAAGGAAAGACGAGUAUGAAUUUUUCACCUACCUGGAUAAACGCAGCUUGCCCACGCUCACAAAUAUCAUCAAGAUCUUGAGGCAUGAGAUUGGUGCCACUGUCCAUGAGCUUUCCAGAGAUAAGCAGAAAGAUACAGUGCCCUGGUUCCCGAGAACCAUCCAGGAACUGGACAGAUUUGCCAAUCAGAUCCUCAGCUACGGAGCGGAGCUGGAUGCUGACCACCCUGGAUUUACAGAUCCUGUCUACCGUGCCAGACGGAAGCAGUUUGCUGACAUUGCCUACAACUACCGACAUGGGCAGCCCAUCCCACGAGUGGAGUACACGGAAGAAGAGAAGAAGACUUGGGGCACAGUGUUCAGGACCCUGAAGUCCUUGUACAAGACCCACGCUUGCUAUGAACAUAAUCACAUCUUCCCGCUUCUGGAAAAGUACUGUGGCUUCCGCGAGGACAAUAUUCCCCAGCUGGAAGAGGUUUCCCAGUUUCUGCAGUCUUGCACUGGUUUCCGCCUCCGACCCGUGGCUGGUCUUCUUUCCUCUCGGGACUUCUUGGGUGGCCUGGCCUUCCGAGUCUUCCACUGCACCCAGUACAUCAGACAUGGGUCCAAGCCCAUGUAUACACCUGAACCUGACAUCUGCCAUGAGCUGUUGGGACAUGUGCCUUUGUUUUCAGACCGCAGCUUUGCCCAGUUUUCCCAGGAGAUUGGCCUCGCCUCUCUCGGUGCACCUGAUGAUUAUGUCGAGAAACUCGCCACGAUUUACUGGUUCACUGUGGAGUUCGGGCUCUGCAAACAAGGAGACUCUAUAAAGGCAUAUGGCGCUGGGCUCCUGUCAUCCUUUGGUGAAUUACAGUACUGCUUGACCGACAAACCGAAGCUCCUCCCCCUGGAGCUGGAGAAGACUGCUGUGCAGGAAUACACCAUCACGGAGUUCCAGCCUCUGUACUACGUGGCUGAGAGUUUUAAUGAUGCCAAGGAGAAAGUGAGAAACUUUGCUGCUACAAUCCCACGGCCCUUCUCCGUGCAUUAUGACCCAUAUACCCAGCGGAUCGAGGUCCUGGACAACACCCAGCAGCUGAAGAUUCUGGCUGAUUCCAUCAACAGUGAAGUUGAAAUCCUUUGCAGUGCCCUCCAGAAAAUAAAGUAGUCACAGAA
This is a messenger RNA of Condylura cristata (star-nosed mole), 1386 nucleotides long. RefSeq names its product phenylalanine hydroxylase (gene PAH). Bases 20 to 1378 code for a protein of 452 amino acids. Gene Ontology annotation, biological process: L-phenylalanine catabolic process; L-tyrosine biosynthetic process. Gene Ontology annotation, molecular function: phenylalanine 4-monooxygenase activity; iron ion binding. NCBI's taxonomy places the organism in Eukaryota, Metazoa, Chordata, Mammalia, Eulipotyphla, Talpidae. The record is from RefSeq and is a predicted model, not a curated record. The transcript is spliced from 13 exons.